Molecule: messenger RNA, 1155 nt
Organism: Jaculus jaculus (lesser Egyptian jerboa)
Lineage: Eukaryota; Metazoa; Chordata; Mammalia; Rodentia; Dipodidae
Gene: Cinp
Product: cyclin dependent kinase 2 interacting protein
Exons: 5
Coding region: 29-667 (212 amino acids)
Source: RefSeq, a predicted model, not a curated record
UCUCCUUCCUGGGAGAGCUGCAGACCGCAUGGAAGCAAAGGCUCUUGGGAUUGCAACACCCAGAAAGCCUGUAUUAUCUGUCAGUGCAAGAAAGAUUAAGGAUAAUGCAGCAGAUUGGCACAAUUUAAUCCUGAAAUGGGAAAGCCUCAGCGAUGCAGGUUUUACCACUGCAAGUAACAUUGCCAACCUGAAAGUCAGCUUGUUGGAAAAAGACAAGAUUGAAUUAGCAAGCACCACUUCAGCUUCCUGUGAGGAGGGAGAAAAGCGGCGUCUGGAGUGUGACAAGGAGCUGGAGGCUCUGUGUGAAGAACUGCAGGCCACCUUGGAUGGUUUGACGAAAGUACAAGUGAAAAUGGAAAAGCUGUCUUCAACUACCAAGGGAGUUUGUGAACUAGAAAAUUACCAUUAUGGGGAGGAGAGUGAACGCCCCCUUCUGUUUCACACGUGGCCCACAACGCAUUUUUAUGAGGUCUCCCGCCAGCUCUCCGACAUGUACAGCAAAGAACUCCUCCUGAAGCGGACUAUUGGAGCUGAGCUGGCACACACGGCCGACCGCAACCUCGCCCUGAGCUACCUGUCCAUGUGGCUGCACCAGCCCUACGUGGAGAGCAGCAGCAAGCUACACCUGGAGAGCAUGCUGCUAGAAACGGGGCACCGGGCACUGUGACUCCCAAGACAUCCUGGCCUGUGGGAACAGGCCCCAUGACCAGACCCUGUCCUGGCUGGUGUGGCUCCAACCCGUCCUACUACCGUUCUACUGGCCCCUGCCACCUCUCCAGACCAUUGCUACAGCUGUCCUUCCCCAGGUGCCUCACUCCUGAGCUCCUCAGAGAGAAAGGAGUUCCCAAGAAUGACUGAGGGACCUGGUUUUUAUAACUGAAUGCUCCUGACACGCAUCUGCGUAGAUAAUCCUGAGCUUCAGUUUUACUUGAUAUCAAUCUACAUUUAUUGUUUUUGUUAUGCUAGAGAUCAAACCUAGGCCUCAGCCACCGAGCUACAUCCCUACCCCUGUAUUUAAAGUUUGAUUAUAUUAGCUAGGCAUGGUGAUGCCCACCUUUAAUCCCAGCAUUUGGGAAGCAGGGGUAGAAUGAUUGUCAUGACUUCAAAGUCACCCUGAGAUACUACAUAGUGAAUUCCAGAACAGCCUGGGCUAAA